Molecule: messenger RNA, 936 nt
Organism: Carcharodon carcharias (great white shark)
Lineage: Eukaryota; Metazoa; Chordata; Chondrichthyes; Lamniformes; Lamnidae
Product: gastrula zinc finger protein XlCGF49.1-like
Exons: 2
Coding region: 175-936 (253 amino acids)
Biological process (GO): regulation of transcription by RNA polymerase II
Cellular component (GO): chromosome
Molecular function (GO): chromatin insulator sequence binding
Source: RefSeq, a predicted model, not a curated record
GACAUCCGAGUGAGAGUGUUCCAUAGCACUGAUUGGGGAAAGAGCUUUAACCAGUUACACAGCCUGAAAAAACAUCACACCAUUCACAGUGGAGAGAGACAUUAUACAUGUCCUGUGUGAGGACAAGGCUUCAACUGACCAUUGGAUCUGGAGAGACACAAGGACACCCACACCAUGGAAAAACCGUGGAAAUGUGGGGACUGUGGGAAAGGAUUCAGAUCCCCAUCUGAGCUGGAAGCUCACCGACGCAGUCAUACUGGGGAGAGGCCAUUUGUCUGCUCUGUAUGUGAGAAGGGAUUCACUCAUUCAUCCAACCUGCUGAGACACCAGCGACUUCACACUGGGGAGAGGCCAUUCACCUGCUCUGAAUGUGGGAAUGGGUUCAGUCAGUUAUCCAGCCUGCAGUCACACCAGCGAAUUCACACUGGGGAGAGGCCAUUUAUCUGUUCCGAAUGUGGGAAGGGAUUCAGAAAUUCAUCCGACCUGCAUAAACACCAACGAGAUCACACUGGGGAGAGGCCAUUUGCUUGCUCUGAAUGUGGGAAGAGAUUUAUUCAUUCAUCCAACCUGCUGCGACACCAGCGAGUUCACACGGAGGAGACACCAUUCUCCUGUUCUGAAUGUGGGAAGGCAUUCAGUCAUUCUUCCAACUUGCAGAGACACCAGCGAGUUCACACUGGGGAGAGGCUGUUCAUCUGCUCUCAAUGUGAGAAGGGAUUCAGUAAUUCAUCUGACCUGCGGAAACACCAGCGAGUUCACACCGGGGAGAGGCCAUUCACCUGCUCUGAGUGUGGGAAAGGAUUCAGUAAUUCAGCUGACCUGCUGAGACACCAGCGAGUUCACACUGGGGAGAGACCAUUCACCUGCUCUGAGUGUGGGAAGGGAUUCAAUCAGUUAUCCCACCUGUUGAGACACCAGCGAGUAAAUCUAAACUAA